AUGUCUGCUUUCACGGGCGCAUCGCCUCCCAAGCGUGGAAGGCCAAGAGGUGAUGUAGGAAUUGUACAAAUUAAAAUAAAGAAGGAUGUAUACGAGAUGUGGAUUGCAAGAAAAAAUUCUGUUGGAUUUUCUACAAAGUCACACAGGAUUUUGCACGCCACUUGCUCCUAAAUUUCUGUGAAGAAGAACCUUUAUUGGAAAGUUAGCAGAAUAGAGAGCGUUUCCACAUUCAUUAAUCCUGAAUUCAGAACAUACACUGACAACCCAUCAUUUGAGAGUGAUACAUCAAGUUCAGAAUCAGAUUAUGAUACAAGGUAAUUAUAUUUAUGUCAAUAACAGUAACAUACAUUUUUGUGUAGGCCAGAGAAAAAGUUGCCUCUUUAACACCUGUACAUUUAACUUUGUCCGAGGUUUAUGUUGAAAUUACCAAUGUGGAUAUGCGUCUUUGAUUUUAAUUGAACCCAUUAACAAGUCUGUUUAUUGCUAGGCAAAUUCCCUCUCAAAAUGAAUUAAAUAUACAGUUUACCUCUUUUUGAUUAAUAGUUCUUGUUCAAGUAAAAAUGGAUCAGAAGAUGACCUAAGCAAUGGAAACUGGUGGAGUGAUGUUGAAGGGUAAGGAACAACUACAUGUACUGUACUUUUCUUUUGUGUUAUAGUUUGGUUAUUUCUCAAUGUGCAAACAAAUCUAUCUUGCACUUGCUGGCGGGAAUCCCAUUUUGUAAUUUGAAUAUUGUAUUGCAGUACUGUAAUUAAAAAAAUAUGUCUUGUAUUUUAUAGGUUUUCUGAAGAGUAUGAUGCAGAGACAACAUUAAGUGCCACAGAAGAUGACAUGUUGGAGGCUGAGCCUUGUAUUCAUGAUUCAACAAAAGGAAAAGAGGAUAUGUUGGAAACUACAUGUAUUCAUGAGUCAACAAAAGGAGAAGAAGACAUGGAUCUCAGCAGUUCAGAAGAAAAGGAAACACUGCAAGAAAGAAAUAAAAGGCUAGCGGAAGAGAUUCAAACAGCAUUUAAUGUACUGAGUGGUUUAGGCAAACAUAAUAGUAUAUGCAAUGAGCAUUUUAAGAGAGAUCGAGUUAUUGUUGACGUGGCCUUAUUACUGGAAACUUUUAACAACAGUUGCCAGCACUUAUCGUGUCCUGGAACAAGUCGAGUAAUUAAUUCUAAAAUGGAAGGUGGUGUUUUGAGGGUAUCAUGGGAGUGUUGUAAAGGUCAUAAAGGAUUAUGGACAUCUUCAAAAGUACUCUGUCAAAAAAAAGGGCAAAAUAUUUACACCAGUUCCUUGUUGAUGGUGGUAUUUUUAUGUCUGGAAACAACUUUGACAAAUUAG
Messenger RNA from Paramuricea clavata, 1327 nucleotides. The record is from the annotation of a GenBank genome assembly. Lineage: Eukaryota; Metazoa; Cnidaria; Anthozoa; Malacalcyonacea; Plexauridae.